CGCGGGAGUUUUCUCGCCUUCCAUUGGUCGGUGCGGCGUGCGGGAGAGUAUCAAGGCUAAACAAAGGGAGGCGUGAUGUCUGUACGUCGGCGGCAGGCGGUGGCGGGCUGGGCGGGCUGCACCGUGGCUCUCCGCAUGCGGGGGCGUCUCUGUUGCUCAGAACCAAAGCAACAGGCAGUGCAGCGGCAAGUGGAUUACGUCAUUCAGUAGAGCACGUGCCCGAAAUUGAAAUCAUUCACAUGGUCGCCGAACGUUUCGAACAAAUAAGGAUUCACUGAACGCUUCGUGUAGUACUUCACCGGGAAAGCGCAUGUUGCCGGCAGUUUUUGAAAUAUUGAUCUACCUUAAGUGACUGCCCACUAAGAGAAUGGCUUCACAAGACACAAGUUUUAUUCCAGAUAUGCCUCCAGGACCCUUGGACAAAUACAGAUGCAGAGUAUCUUUUGACUGGAAAAAAUUAAAAUUAAUAUUUGAAGACAAAGAUAUGCUGCAACUCAAGAUGAAAGUUUGGGAGACAUUACUUUCUGAUCACAUCUUUCAUCAUCUCCCUGUUACACCAUCAUCUGAAGAGCAAAAGCGACGUGCAGCUUUACAGCUUGCCAAAUUUCACCAAUUUGGAUUUUACAGCAAUGAAAUAAUGAAUAACAAAUAUAAGAAAAAAACAAGAUGCAUGAUGACAAUAAAUGAAGCAACAGCUGCCCUUCACAUGGAUCUGUCUGUUAAAUUCGCUCUGGGUAUAGCUUUAUGUACAAAUACUGUUUUGUCAUUGGGAACAGAACGUCAUCUACCAUUUUACAAAGCAACUUGGACUGGUGAGAUUUUAAGUUGCCUGGCUCUUACUGAGGUGGCCCAUGGAAGUAAUACGAAAAAAAUGAGAACAACUGCAACGUAUGAUCCAAAAACACAAGAGUUUAUUAUACACACUCCUGACUUUUUAGCUGCCAAGUGUUGGGUGGGAAAUCUUGGUAAAACCUGCACCUAUGCAAUAUUGUUUGCCCAGUUAAUUACAGCUGAUGGAGAAUGUCAUGGUCUACAUGCAUUUGUGGUCCCAAUAAGAGAUCCGAAAACACUACUACCUUACACUGGAAUUAUUGUUGGAGAUAUGGGAGAAAAAUUGGGACUAAACGGGAUAGAUAACGGCUUUAUGAUGUUUCAAAAUUAUCGAAUUCCUCGAGAAAGCCUCUUAAACAAAAUGAGUGAUGUUACACCAGAAGGAGAGUAUGAAACUUGCUUCACAAAUCCGCAACAACAGUUGGGUAAUGAAUUAGAUCAGGCGUUUUCCAUAUUUAUUAAUUUAGAAUAUUUGGUGUAUCUGAGUGCAGCCUUAGAAAAUCUUUCUACUGGCAGAGUAGGUAUAAUUCAAGAAAGUUCCAACACACUUUCGCAUGCUGUAUGCAUAGCUGUUCGAUAUUCUGCUGUAAGAAAACAGUUUGGACCCAAUGAUAAUGAUGAUGAAGAACUAGCGAUAAUAGAAUACCAAUUGCAGAGUGGAAUGGUUGCCGAGAUCCAUGCUAUGGUGUCUGCUUGUAAGCCUCUUAUAACUUGGACGUGUAGUAGUGCUAUUCAAGAAUGCAGAGAAGCCUGUGGAGGAAAUGGUUAUCUUAAAGCAUCUGGUCUGGGUGACCUACGGAAUAACCAUGAUGCAAAAGUCACGUAUGAAGGAGAUAAUAAUGUUCUGGUUCAGCAGGCCAGUAAUUGGCUUUUGAGGCAAUGGAGAUCUGUGAAUGACAGUGAAAAUAAAAAAGAAAUUUCAUCUCCAUUGCAAACUGUCGAUUUUCUGAUCAAUGCUGGGGAUAUCUUGCAAAAGAAAUUUCGUGGUCGAGUGAAAGAAGAUGUUAUGUCACACAAUUUUGUGAAGGAGGCAUUUCAAUGGAUGUUAUGCUGGCUUCUACGUUCUACUGAAGAAAAAUAUCAGGCAAAUCUCCUGGCUACUAAUAAUAAGUUUCAUGCAAAAAACAGCGUACAAGUGUAUCUUGCAAGAACAUUAUCAUUAGUGUACGCACAGAAUAAUGUGUUAGUGUAUUUUUGGAAGAGAUGCAGUGAAAAUUCACUUGAAUCUAGUUUGAAAUCAGUCUUGGAAAAGCUAUACUUAUUGUAUGGUUUGUGGUGUCUGGAUCAGAAUUUAACUGUACUUUAUCAAGGUGGCUAUGCAUGCGGUCCCGAGUUGUCAAAUUUAGUGAAAGAUGGUGUCCUUUAUUUAUGCUCAGCAUUGAAGGAUGAAGCCAUAGGAGUUGUGGAUGCACUGGCUCCACCUGAUUACAUUCUUAAUUCAGUUCUUGGAACAGCCGAUGGAAAGGUAUAUGAUAAUUUACAAGCAGCAUUUUUUCACAAUCCUAGAGGAAUGGAAAGACCUUCCUGGUGGAAUGAAAUUGUGCCAAAGAUCUCUUCCAAACUGUAAGGCAAUAAUUUUGGGUCUGGCACCCAAAAUACUAACUAUAAAGUAUUCUUAUUUAAGUACUUUUACAGAAAAAUAGUUUAAGUAUUUAUUAAAUACUUUCUUGUUUACAAUAUCAUUUUGUCUUGGAUACCAUUCACUUGUACUAUUUUUGUAACUUAACAAAUGAUUUGAAGAUAGUAAAUGGCUAGUCUCUAAGACAAAGUGAGUGAAUGUUAAAUGUAUUAAAUGUUACUAUUUUCUAACUGUGAAGUAAUUAUAUUCAUUGUAUGUAUUGAGGUUCAGGGACCAUUUGUUGCUGGUCGCAACAAAGAUUGACAGAAAGUGCUAUUCCUUCCAAGUGAGAGUGAGAGAGAAAGAAUACAUGCACCUUAAUAUCAUUUUAGAAAUUAAAUUAUUCCACAGUUGAAGGAAUAAAUAAUGAGAUUAAUUGUAGAAAAGACUGUUUGAGAAGUACCUUGUGCACAUUCCUGAAAUUUGUUAUUUGGUAUUUAGUACUUGUAAAAAUAUUUUCAAAUAACAUUUGAAAAAUAAACUUAUUGUACAUGAAGGAGAAAUGCAAUUGAAUCUUUAUGAAUUACCAGAAAGGUAAAUAUUUGUAUAAAGAAAUGUAUGACUGAAGUGUGUACAUCAAUUUUCGUUAAAGAAUUAACAAGUGGUUAUGUCAAAAAUAGACAAUGUGUAAUAAGAAUACCUUAGAAAUUAUUAAACCACAAAAAUUAUAAAAUGAAUUGGAACUUUCAAGAGUUACAAUUGCUUAAACAUAUUUAAAUAAUUUAAUGCUUCAUUUAGAAUCAACUUUCUAAGUACAUGAAAAGGUACCUUUUUCAUAAAUGGUCUUUCACUUUAUUGAAUAGGAAGUAAGAAUGUUCCAAGGACAUGAUAAUGUAUGUUAAAGUUGCCUAGAAAUACCAUAGCUUUUUGUUUCCUUGGAUUGAAAUCGGUUAAUGUUUUUUUUUAAUUUGAUUUUUCCUUUAAAAUAAAGAUAUUCUGUGACUCAAAUUUCUAAAAAUGCUUCUCUCAAAAAGAGCUCACAUACGUUUUAUGUUUUCAUUCACCGAGAAGCACAUUUCCAUUGCAUUUAGGCGAGUACAAAUAAUCAUAUUCCCCAUGUAUAUUGCCAUUAAGACUAAAAUCACCAGUCGAUUAUUUUCUAAUAACCAAUUUCACAAUGAGCAAAAAAAAAACACACAGUAUCAGUUGCUUAAACCUACAAGUUAAAAUUACAGUACAAUACAGUCCAAUAUCAAAGAGCUGAAAUAAUAGUUCAGUUUAGCUCAAUGAACACACCCAAUUAUUACACUACCCCCUUAUAGUGAAACAAUUGAUUAAAAUUUUUCAGAAGAAAAUUUUCUUUCGGUACUGGUGAAUUGGAAUUCAUUAACUAAAAGUUGUCUUAGAUCCUUAAUUUUUAGAAUGGUGGUGCUUGUUUAAGAUUUUUCACAAAUAUAUUUUGUGUGAACUGUGGCUCUGAAUUUUUAGAUUGCAGUAUUUUGGUGAUAUUGUAAGAUGAUAAAUUUUACAGUAACAAAUACCAGUUUUGGGAAUGGAAAGGACAUUUUACUAGAAUUAUUAUUUUAAUUUCAUGCAGAUCUUGCAAUAUGACUGGUUUGUAAGGUUUCACUUCUUAUAUAUUCUGUAGGUGCUAAAAUAAUUUUGCUAUAAGAAUAUUGUAGACAAAAAUUGUUUAGCACAAAUUCAGCAGAGCCAUAGACUAUCUCAAUGUAUUCCGACAGUGCAGUAUUUUGUAAGAAAUAAAAAUUUUAAGAGUGUAAAUGUGUAAAGGGUGACUUUGUUAAUCCCAAAUUAAAUGUCACUUUUCCUUUGAAUUGUUCAAUGUUUUUAUUAUACUCCUUCAAAUUCAAAUAUUGUUAUGACAUACCCUAAUAUAAUGCGAUUCAGGGGACCUUGUAUUGUUGCAUUAUUAUUAUUAUUAUUAUUAUUAUUAUUAUUAUUAUCAUCAU
Molecule: messenger RNA, 4359 nt
Organism: Gryllus bimaculatus (two-spotted cricket)
Lineage: Eukaryota; Metazoa; Arthropoda; Insecta; Orthoptera; Gryllidae
Source: the annotation of a GenBank genome assembly